ACCUAACAGUUCUGCCUAGCCUUGUUCUAUGACUUCACUGCUUAACGGAACUCCAGGAUUCCGUCUCGAUUGUUUUGCUACGAACGGCAACAGCCUUAGCUCAAACUCUGGGCUCAGACGUCUUGCCUGUCUCGGGACAUCUGCAGUUCUGAACAAUAUAAGCCCAGAAUGUCCAAGCAACAGCUGGCGGUGGAGCGUGCCAGAAGGGCCUUCCGCACUGGCAGGUCGAAGCCCCUGGAGUACCGCAUCCAGCAGCUCAAAAACCUUGAGAGGUUAUUUGUGGAGAGAAAGAAGGAAAUUGCUGGUGCUCUCAAGAAAGACCUCAACAAGAGUGAACAUGGCACCCCGCUGUAUGAAACCCUGGGGCUGGAGGGAGAGAUCCAGCUGGCCGUGAGAAAGCUGAAGGAAUGGGCUGCCCCUCGUCCCGUCUCCAAGAACCUGCUGACACUGUCGGACGAGGUGUACAUUAAACCCGAGCCCCUGGGGGUUGUGCUCAUCAUCGGGGCUUGGAACUACCCCUGGGCAGUCACCAUACAGCCCCUCAUAGGGGCCAUCGCAGCAGGUAAUGCUGCUGUGAUAAAGCCCUCAGAAGUCAGCGCUCACACAGCUAAAUUAAUGGAAGAUCUGCUGCCCCUAUAUGUGGAUAAGGAGCUGUAUCCUGUAGUGACCGGAGGCGUCCCAGAGACUCAGGAGCUGCUGAAGCAGCGCUUUGACCACGUUUUCUAUACCGGUAACUGCGCCGUGGGGAAGAUCGUGAUGGAGGCUGCCUCUCACCACCUCACGCCCGUCACCCUUGAGCUCGGAGGGAAGAGCCCCUGCUACAUUGACAAAAACUGCAACCUCACCAUUGCCUGCCGGCGCAUUGCAUGGGGGAAGUACACCAACUGUGGCCAAACCUGCAUCGCCCCCGACUACAUUCUGUGUGACCCCAGCAUCCAGGACCGCGUGAUACAGGAGAUCACAAAGAGUGUACAGGAAUUCUACACAGAAAACCCCAAAACUUGCCCAGAUUAUGGCCGCAUCAUCAACCAGCGCCAUUUCAAGCGAAUUAUGGCGAUGGCUGAAGACAGCACAGUAGCCAUGGGAGGAGACAACGAUGAGGCUGAAUGCUACAUAGCCCCCACGGUUCUGAGGGACGUGAAGCCAGAGGCCAAGGUCAUGCAGGAAGAGAUCUUUGGACCCUUACUGCCCAUCCUGACUGUGGAUAGCGUGGACAGUGCAAUUGAGUUCAUCAAUGACCGGGAGAAGCCUCUUGCACUCUAUGUGUUUUCCAGCGACAACAAGUUAAUAAAACGUGUCGUAGACGAGACCUCCAGUGGUGGUUUCCUUGCCAAUGACUGUCUGGUGCACUUCUCUGUCAACGAUUUGCCAUUUGGUGGUGUGGGCAACAGUGGAAUCGGCGCCUAUCACGGCAAGUUCAGCUUUGACCAGCUGAGCCAUCUGAGGGGCUGCCUUAUCAAGCAGCUGAAGAUGGAAGGGGUGAACAACAUGCGCUACCCGCCCCACACUGCAGACAAGUUGGGCUGGGCUCGGUUCUUCAUCCUCAAGCAUGUGCCCGUGGUCAGGACCUUUAAAUUGGCAGCGCUGGCCAUGCUGGUUGUCAUCGCUGCAGCCAUCAUCCAGAGAAUCUUAGACUGAUUCAGCAAGGACGUGGAAGCCUGGACUACUAUUCCCAUCAAGUAAACAUUGCUCUAUGUACUUUGGCCAUCUAGUGGCCAUCUUCCACCAUGCUAAACUAUGAAAUCCUCACUGGCCUUAACCUUUGAAGUGACUGUAAGGGUCGGUCAUUUCAACCAUUAUGCAAAGCUGCUUGUAGAGUACUAACAACUAUGUCAUGUCAGCAUGUGAUUUUAAAUUGUAUUCAAUCAAAGCACUUUAAUUUGUGUUUUAUUUCAACUCAGCAAGUCAUUCAGCCUUUGUGUUCCGUUAUAAAUAGUUGUUGUCUGUAUGAAGGAAAACGAAACUUUGAGCCUUGUAACUAUUGCACGAAUGCUUUCUUUAUGUUAAUAUGCCCUGCACUGAGUAUCAAAAAUAUAAAAGACCUUAUAUUUGGUCUGUUACAUUCCUAAUAAUGGGUAACUAUGAAGCCUGUUAAGCCUAACUGUGAGCAGACCAUAUUCUAAAGCAGUUAUUUAGUGCAUUGAAGUGCCUCAUAAGAGAUUUAGGGAAGGUUUUGUUCAGAUUUGUUUCAGAACUUUUUUUGUAUUUACUAAAUAUUGUGGUCCAUUAUUAUACAUGCGUUUAGCUGUUGUAUACAUUCAUAUUCACUGAAGCAGAUAUUCUAAUUAUUUCCAUUUAUUUCAAUAUAACGCCAAAAGAGACAAAUUGUCUCAAGACGCUUUACUGAAUGUGAAUUUAGGGCAUUUAUUGUUAGGAUAUUGUGAAGCAUUAAUGAAGCCUUCCGAAGCCCUUCUACUAUCAAUGUAAGCGAAUCUGUACAUGGCAUGUUGAGAUUUCAUGUAUUAAAAACAAUAAUAUUUUCUUGUUGAUUUGCAAAAAAUACAUUUCGGAAGAAGCAAA
Molecule: messenger RNA, 2520 nt
Organism: Clupea harengus (Atlantic herring)
Lineage: Eukaryota; Metazoa; Chordata; Actinopteri; Clupeiformes; Clupeidae
Gene: aldh3a2b
Product: aldehyde dehydrogenase 3 family, member A2b
Biological process (GO): aldehyde metabolic process
Cellular component (GO): cytoplasm
Molecular function (GO): aldehyde dehydrogenase (NAD+) activity; 3-chloroallyl aldehyde dehydrogenase activity
Source: RefSeq, a predicted model, not a curated record